AAGAGGAUGCAAACAUUAAAGUGGGUGGGGCUAAUUGCUGCUGGAAACACAAAAAUAUACAAAAAACCUUGUGUGAAACUUUUGGCCGUGAAAACAAUGUGGAGCACUGUAAAGGAGAGGUCAUCCAUUUCCCACGUUCCUUCCUUGCCUGCCAUCAGCAAUGUUGGUAACCAUAGUGUUGAGGUACCCAGCCCCACCCCCUUCAAAGGUAGCAGCAUGGAGAAGAGAAUGAUGACACUGGAACUCUCCAACAAAGCUCUACUGGAGGAAAUGAUGCACGUCCAUGCAGCUUUGCGCAAAGAGAAGGAGGAAACGAAACAAUCGCUUUCUGAAUUGCUGCACGAGACGAGUCGACAGUUGCAGGCCAACUGGCAGGGCACGUACGAGGAUACAAUAUCACAGAGCCGGAGAGUGGCAGACCGACUAGCCAGACUGGAGCGAUCACUCCUCAGUGUGGAGGGGAUAGUCGCACUGGAGAGAACAGGGAAAGAAAAACAAGAGGUCUGGCUCAAAGAUAGUUUCUCCAGUCUCCACGAGCAUGUCUCCUGGCUGACCAAGAAGAUAGACAGCAGUGUCAGUGAGCUCAGUAACACACUCAAGAGUUUGGACGACUCUUCCACUAGCAAACACGCCAAGCUUGUCACCAUGGUUACCACCACCCUUGAGAGUAGACAGGCACCAUUGGAAAUAAGAGUUAUACAAUUAGAAAAAGUGGUGUUUGAAGACCGAAAUUCUUCUAAGCAGCUGUCUGCAACUGUUGGUCAAACGAAGGACAAACUAAAUGCUCUCUCUGAAUCCUAUAGUGUUGAUCACAGGGAGUGUCAGGUGGAGCUGGACUCACUGAGGGAUUCUCUCAAAGGCUUGGCCAGAGAGGACCAUACUAACCACCAGGAGUUGUCGACCGUCCUCCAAGCUGAGAUCAAAACAAGACAGAAGGCCCUGAGUCAUGUGACGGCCCAGUGUGCUCAGGUGCAGGAGUUGUGUCGUGGCUCGGUGCAUGCUCUCAGAGAGGGGGUGCUCUCCCUGGAGGAGAGGAUGAGCUCACUGAGAAAGGAGGUACACAUUGGGCAUGAACAGCAAGUGGCUUACUGUCAGGAGAUUGGGCAGAGAUUACAAGCUGACCUCAACAUUCAAUUGAGCUCCCUCCAACACCACCACCAGCAAGUUACCAAGGAACUCACCAAAGUUCACUCAACUGGAACCUUUCUAACCACCAUUGCCGAAGAAGACACCAUCAACGGAAGUCCUCAGAGAAUAAUGACCACUCAACCUAGUCGGGGGACCGAAGAGAGUCUACAAACAGUUGAGCAGAGUCAAAAAUUGCUCGCUCAGAGUAAGCUAUUGCUGGAUCGAACUGAGGAUUUGGAAACGAGUCGUGAUGUAAACAAACAAGUGCUUGAACAGUUGCAAUCGAAUUUAAAGCAAAGUGAACAGUUACUCGACGAUAGUAAACUAGUACAGUCUCAUCUUGAGCAGAGCCAACAAAUGCGUACACGUACAAACCUUGAUCAAAGUAGCCAAGUGCUGGAACAAGUACAGACAAAACUGACUCAAAGCAAAGACGUGCUCGAUCAAGUGCAGUCUACACUCAAUCAAAGCAAGCAAGUUCUCGAUCAGUUAAAAUCACAAUUAGAUGAAACAAAGCAAGCAUCAAGUCAAGUACAGUUGAACCUGAAUCACAGCAAAGCGGUUCUCCAACAGCUACAGUCAAAUGUGGACCAAGAUGAAACAACCUCAAAUCUUAAUCGAGAUAACUCUGAACAAAAAGAGACAAACACUCAAUCAGACAGUAUGGAGGCACCAGAAUCGGAGAAUGACCAUCUAUCACAUUCAGAACCAGAUGAAAUUGGUAUAAAAACUCUUGAAUUGGAAACUGAGCCAACUGACCAUGAGGCUAAGGAGGCACCCGAUGGCCUAGUCUCCUCCACAGGAGGAAGUGGGCGUGGGGACGAGGCUACCAAUGACCAGUCUCUCUCAGAGCUAGAGAAGAGCUCAACUCCUGAGGCUACACCACCAGAUGAUGAUGAUGACAUACCACCAUCGUCUCUCAGCCGUACACACUUGUGGCUCUCCUCAACUAAACCCACCCUCUCCACACCCACACCCUCACAUACCCCACCCACACAGCUCACACCCUCACAAACCCCACCCACCUCGGACCAACUUAUCGACGAUACGCAUGAAACAAGAACAAUUUAUAGUGAUCAAGCUGAAGAUAAUGGUGACAACAUCACCCAAGCUAAAAGUAACUCUGAGACUAGCUCAACUUCUGAUGACAAUUUAGUGUUCACUGAACAGGAGAUAGCUAGAGGAAAUAUCUAA
Molecule: messenger RNA, 2322 nt
Organism: Halichondria panicea
Lineage: Eukaryota; Metazoa; Porifera; Demospongiae; Suberitida; Halichondriidae
Product: nucleoprotein TPR-like
Exons: 7
Coding region: 7-2322 (771 amino acids)
Source: RefSeq, a predicted model, not a curated record